Messenger RNA from Blastomyces dermatitidis ER-3, 2074 nucleotides. RefSeq names its product N-acetylmuramoyl-L-alanine amidase. Gene Ontology annotation, molecular function: zinc ion binding; N-acetylmuramoyl-L-alanine amidase activity. Gene Ontology annotation, biological process: peptidoglycan catabolic process. The transcript has 2 exons. NCBI's taxonomy places the organism in Eukaryota, Fungi, Ascomycota, Eurotiomycetes, Onygenales, Ajellomycetaceae. Bases 570 to 1529 code for a protein of 319 amino acids. The record is from RefSeq and is a predicted model, not a curated record.
CUUCGCUUCCGUAUUUCACAGCUGUGUCAGUCGUUGCAUCUCUAUUGAGAACAUUACUUUGAGCUUCCAUCCGGCAAGAAAAGGACGCUGUGAAUAUGCAGCUUCUCGUAUCAUCAGAGCCCUGUUGCAAAAGCAGAUUCAACGCAGAACCCUUGUAUUAUCCGAACAGGGUCUUUCCAACCCAGCCCCCUUCGGUCUCCGAGGGCUGAGAGCCUAGAGUGUUUCGAUAGCAAAUUGUUAUACGAGAAGAUGUUGAAGCAAGUCUUCAAAGAUGAGGGGCGAUGAGCCUGAAGCGUUCCAUUUCUUCCCUAAAAAUUAGGACUUCUGUUAGCGUUCUUUAUUGGCUAGCCGAAGGGAAGGUGCUGAACAUAAAAGCAUCGCUGAAGCCGCCUUAGAGAUGCCUUAUUUCCUUGCUCAGCAUCAACAAAAGAUCAAAACAUCGGGAAUCAGACAUAGACGCUCCAUUUUGCGUUUCCUUUUUCUUUUCCAAUUUCCACCCUCUUUUUCUCGGUUCUCCGAUUGAUUUUCUUUUUCUUCCAUCUUCCACUUCAAUUGAACACCCCACCAAAAUGGGGCACGAUAGCGCCCUCCCGGCCACGAGGCCAGGGCUCUGGGAAGCUCUUUUAGGCCAACGAUCUUCCAAUCGAAAGCUAUUAAUGCUGAUUCGUUUCGCCGUCCUCGCCCUGAUUGUCUGUUACCACCAGUCAUUCAUCCAGCCAGCCGAAGCCAUCAAAUUCGUCACCCGAAAACAAUGGGGAGCCAGGCCCGCGAAGUCCUCGAUGACACCAGCCACUAGGAACAAAGGUGUCAAGAUCCAUUACACCGGCGGGUAUAUGGCCAAAGGCGGUCACUCCAAAUGCGCAGGAAAGUUGAGAAGCAUCCAACGCCAACACCUCAACCACCCAACAGAGGGUUAUAGUGACAUUGCAUACACUCUUGCUGUCUGCCAGCACGGCUAUGUCUUCGAGGCUCGCGGCGCCAAAUGGCGCACUGGUGCCAAUGGCAGCGGAAGGCUCAACAAAAACCAUCAAUCAGUUCUCGGAUUAGUUGGUUCCAAGGGUGACACUAAACCCUCGAAGCAAAUGAUCAAGGGUAUCAAGGAUGCUGUUAAGUACUUGCGCAAGAAAGGUUGCGGGAAGGAAGUUAAAGGCCAUCGUGAUGGAUACGCGACCUCAUGUCCGGGUGGCCCACUUUACAAACUCGUCAAGAAUGGCAAGCUUAAUCCUUCGAAGGGUGCAAGUAAGCCGAAGUCGAAGCCCAAGACACCCAGGGAGCCAGGUACGACGGCAGUCAAGUUCCCCGGCUCUGAUUGGUUCCACCGGAAGCCAAAUAGUGAAAUCAUCACGGCGAUGGGUAAGCGACUGGUUGCAGUGGGAUGCAGCGCGUACAAGGAAGGCCCAGGGCCUCAGUGGACUGAUGCGGAUCGCGCAUCGUACAAGAAGUGGCAGAAUAAGCUAGGAUAUCGGGGCAGGGAUGCUGAUGGGUGGCCCGGGAAGACAAGUUGGGAUAAGCUGAAGGUUCGGGUCUAAAGGGGCAGUUGAAGCACCGAUGGGAUGGGCAUGCGCCAGGUUUUCUCAAGGUAGAUUGCGAGGCGAGCCUUUGGGUUGGAGAUAUUUCGACUUCAGAUGUUUCUUGCACAUUCCACACACUGACAUGUUUCUUCUCUUAUUCGCCUAUUUCCCCUAUUCCACCUUUUCCAAUAAUCCUCCCUUUUUCUCUUUCGUACCGUUCGUAUACUAUUGCAUAUAGUAUUUCAUUCCUGUACUCUAGGAAUUUCCAUUCCCACUUCAAGUUCGUCAGAAAUGAGGUCAUCAUCAAUAGAAUGUACUUCCCUAGAUUUCCGUUCUUCAAUCCCCUUCUCCGGGGUACUAGUUAUCAGAUGUACUGUCGAAUUAGGUCCCCUUUCACAAAAAGCCAGAAGCCAGACACAACAAUCUCAUGCCAACUCAACAUCUAGCCUGAAGGCGAAUUCACGCUGCCUACCUGAUGUGUAUUCCACAGGAGAAGAAAUAUUCCUUAUGAACAUGCUACGAUUCAGCUUCCUGUUCUGCGCGCCGAAAACUCCGUAUCGUUG